This is a messenger RNA of Octopus sinensis (East Asian common octopus), 684 nucleotides long. RefSeq lists its product as uncharacterized. Bases 1 to 684 code for a protein of 227 amino acids. The transcript has a single exon. Lineage: Eukaryota; Metazoa; Mollusca; Cephalopoda; Octopoda; Octopodidae. The record is from RefSeq and is a predicted model, not a curated record.
AUGAACACGGACAAGACUGACGUGGUCGAUGUAUCACGCUCAGAGAUCCCAAACUAUGGAAAAAUGAGACUUUCGAAGAAGCUUGGCUCUCUGCUUGGAGACCGAGAAGACAUCAUGCGGAGAAAACUACUGGCCGCUGUUGCUCUAAAAUCCGUCAUGAAAGAUUGGCUACGAUAUUGUCCCGGGAAACCAUCACUACGCUCUAGAAUCUACAACGCUUUUGUCAAACCGGUACUACUGUACAACUCAUCUACAUGGGGCAUCUCUGACACCGAACUAAAGAAUCUUGACUCGUUUCACAGAAAACAGCUUCGCGUCCUAAAUGGCCUGCAUUGGCCUAAGAAAAUUAACAACUCAUCGCUCUACAAACUCAGUAACUCGGUGCCAGUCAGCCAGGACAUCAUAGAUGGCCGCUGGAGGCUCUUCGGACACGUCCUGAGAAUGGACCCGUCCUCACCUGCUUACCAAGCCAUGGAAGAGUACUUUCUCUCGGAUAGCCCAAAGUUUCGCGGACGUCCCCGCACAACACUGCCGGUUGCGCUGGAACACGAUCUGAAACACGUGGGCAAAACCUUGAAACAAUGCGAGGACUUGGACGAACUGCGAUGGCUUGCACAAAACCGCAGAGGAUGGCAAACGAUGGUUAAGAAGAUUGUAUCGUGUGUGGCACGUGUGGGGAUAUAA